This is a messenger RNA of Camarhynchus parvulus, 2291 nucleotides long. RefSeq names its product chromosome 13 C5orf15 homolog (gene C13H5orf15). The coding region runs from base 33 to 839 and encodes 268 amino acids. The record is from RefSeq and is a predicted model, not a curated record. NCBI's taxonomy places the organism in Eukaryota, Metazoa, Chordata, Aves, Passeriformes, Thraupidae. The transcript has 3 exons.
GCGCCAUCGCCACGUCCGCGGAGGGGGCCAAGAUGGCGGCGGCCGGUGGCGAGCGGCGGGGCUCGGUGGGCCGCGCCCUGUGCUUGCUGCUGCUCUGCGGCUGGGCCCUGGCAGUCCGCGGGCAGGAAUCCCCCGGUUCUGUGCAAGAGGAAAUUCUUACAAGAAAUAUUUCUUCUGCAAGUGAGAAUGAAACAUUGAGUAGAUCCCAAAAUUUGACAGACAGCUUGCAGAGUUUAAGCUCAGCAAGAAAGGAGGCCAAAAUCAAUUCGGUGACUGCAGGAAAGCCACCUACAGCAAACGGUGACUCUUUGUCACCCGUUGUCCCUGCUAGUCCAGUAUCACAGGUGGAUGUUGAUGCUUCUGAAGAUACUAAAAUUGAGGAGGAAGAUCUUCUAACAGAUUUGAAAGACACGCUAAAUAGUUCCCCACCCAUCAUCAAAGAAACUAUGGAGUCAGAUGGAGAUGACUAUGCUUAUGAAAUGACACCAAAUUCCAGAUACAAUCCAGACCUUCUAGAGAUUUCAGAAGAUGACAACUCUGACACUAUCAGUAAUUACAAUGAGGAGAUCAAGACCCUUGAUGAGAAGAUAAAAGCUGUUUCUGUCUCAGGGUUGGAUGAAGAAGAAGACAGCCAUUUCUUUUUUCAUCUGGUUGUAGUUGCCUUCUUAGUAGCUGUUGUUUAUGUCACCUAUCACAAUAAGAGGAAGAUCUUCUUACUGGUGCAGAGCCGAAGAUGGAGGGACGGCAUGUGCUCCAGGACAGUGGAAUAUCAUCGUUUAGAUCAGAACGUUAACGAAGCAAUGCCUUCCCUGAAAAUAACCAAUGACUACGUGUUCUGAAAGCACUGUGACUUGAGUUUGCUGAACUUAUCACUCUUUGCCUGCCCAGUCAUGUAUUGAUAUUCAGGUAUUCUAAAUAAGCUGCUUGUACAGAAAUAAGAUGUACUCUCUUUGACCUGGAUGUUUUGGAGAUUAAAUCUCAUGGAAGAUCAAGGGCAUGAUCCGUCUGUUUGCUACUUUGGUCGGGUUUUGUAUCAACUAUGAAGAUAGAGAAUUUAAUAAAUUAGUGCUCUUUCCAUUCAUUAAGCAUCAUUCCCUUCUGUCUGGAGCAGUCUUAAUAGUCAUACUACAAAAAAAUAAGCAUAAAAUAUUUUAGGUCUAAUAAAUUAAUGACUUUGGCAUCACUAAAUCAAAUUAAUGAUCUCUUUGCUAAUCACUUACAUGGCUCAUAAAUUCCACUAUAUUGCAAACUUAAAAGAUAAUUACUUUUUUCUGUGCUUAAAUUCUGAUGCUGCAAGUCUUUCAUUUAGUUGUUUCUGAUUCUAUUUUCUUGUUGCAUAAUUUGAUCCUAUUUUGGCAAAAUAGCUAGAAUUGCAAUUUAAUAAUUUAUGUAUGUGUUCAUGCUGUAAAUAAUUUUAUAACAAUUAUGUAUAACCCAUUUUAUUUCAGAAGUUCUGUACUAUAUAUUUCCUAAAAUGUUUAAGGUGUUUGUGAAGGUAUGCAGCUUCUUGACUCUCCUUUUUUUUUCUCUGAUGCUAUUUAUGACUUCAUUGUCUUUGUAAUUAAUGAGUGGAAAACAAGCCUUGUUGAAUAAUUUUACUAAAAUGUAGAUGGCUGACAGGCUUUCAAUACAUCAAAGCUUUCUGUUGAAUUUUAAGACAGUUGGGAAAUGGCUAUGUGAUUUGUUAUAUUAUAAAUGGGAGAAACUGUAAGAAUAAUUUAUUUGGUUCUUUUUCUGACCCAGGUAACAGACAGGUGAAAGUAAGUGCCAGUCUGUGGACAGUGCACUCUCAAUUUCGACAAACGUUUAUGCAUUAGUGUAAAUCAAGUUACUGCUACAGUAGUUUUUUUGGGUUGGUUUUUUUAAAAUUUUGUCUUUUGUACUUCCAUUAUUUAUGUUUUCAUGAGUUGUAAAAUAUAAAAUUUUAGUUUUCUGUACAUUCUGUUUGUGAUUUAGUUUUCAGACUGAUAUGUUUGUAAAUAAUGGUGAAUCAGAACCCCAUAGGUAAUAACUUGGUAUUCAAGUAGUUAUGUAACAUUUGGAAACAAAUCAAUUUCACGCCUGUUGGCAUGAGGAGUCUGAAGGCAUGAUACUGUUUUAGGAAUGAAAUGCUAAAAUUCUAUAUCCUACUGUUAAAUGCAUUCUUUUCAUAACCACAGGAAGUAAAGCACAAACAAAAUAUCCCAAAACUCUUUUCUUGCAGUAAUUUUUAUUGUAUUUGGACUUGUAUCACUUAAUAUUUUGAAUAAGGUUUUUAAAAUAAAUGACAAUAAUAAGCCUGUGUUUCUUAC